AUGCCUCUCAAUCUGAACUCAGUUUUUCCGGCCGCGGAUCCGGAGUUUGUCACGUUCCCUAGUAGAAGAAGUGUUGUUCAUAGCACUGAGGGUAUGAUCGCUUGUACCCAACCUUUAGCUGCUAGAUGUGGUCUCAAGGUUUUGAACGCAGGCGGAAAUGCUGCUGACGCAGCGGUUGCAGUUGCUGCCGGUCUCAACCUAACAGAACCAACUUCCACUGGCAUUGGUGGUGAUAUGUUCUGUCUAUUUUAUGAUGCCAAGACGAAGAAAGUCAGUUCUUUGAAUGGCUCAGGUCGUGCAGGCAUGAAAUCCUCACUCGAAGAUAUCCGACAAGAUCUGGGACUCAAGGAUGAUGAACCUGGAAGAAUUCCACUCAAAAGUCCACAUGCUGUUACUGUGCCGGGUGCAGCUGCAGGAUGGGUUGAUACUGUGGAAAGAUUUGGUAGUGGUAACCUGACCUUGGAACAAAUUUUGGCACCUGCUAUCGAAAUGGGUGAAAACGGAUUUCCGGUGUCUGAAUUAGCCUCAACUAUGUGGAGGAACAAUGAAGGUCUACUUCAAAAGGCAUCUCCUAACUUCUCUGAAAUGCUAAAGGAGGAUUCAAGUGCCCCAAAUGGCUGGCGUGCACCUAGACCAGGAGAGAUAUUUAAGAAUCCAAACCUCGCUAAUACUUUCAGAACACUCGCAAUUGAAGGGAAAAAAGGAUUCUAUACCGGAAGAAUCGCUGAAGAAAUCAUCAGGGUUACUCGAAACCUUGGUGGAUUCCUCGAAUUAGACGAUCUAAAAGAACACAUGAAAAUCGGUAGUGAGAACUCUACACCUAUCUCAAGAGUUUUCAAAGGUCAAGGAUACAACAAAACUCACCAUUUCGUUGACGGAAUAUCCGGCCAGGGUAUCAACGAAGAUAAUCACGGCGUUAGAAUCUGGGAGCACCCACCGAAUGGCCAAGGGCUCGUCGCUCUCAUGACCCUCGGCAUCCUCGAGGAACUCGAAAACACCGGCAAAAUCCCUCAUUUCCAAGAAAAGGAUCAUAAUUCACCCGAAUACCUGCACGCCGUUAUCGAAUCCUUACGCAUCGCAUUCGCAGACGCUAGCUGGUUCAUCGCCGACCCAGCAUUUACCAAAGUCCCCGUUGAAGAAUUAAUCUCCCAGCCAUACCUCGCCGAACGCGCUAAACUCUUCGAUUCCCAGCGCUCUAAUCCCGAAAUCUAUGACCAUGGUUCCCCAGCCCAUAAUCAUAGCGACACCGUUUACUUCGCCGUAACUGACAAAUGGGGUAACGGUAUCUCAUUCAUUAACUCCAACUUCGAAGGUUUCGGCAGCGGUAUCAUCCCCAAAGGUUGUGGAUUCGUUCUCCAAAACCGUGGUGGCAAUUUCUCGCUUCAAAAAGGUCACGCGAAUGCCAUCGCGCCUGGAAAAAGACCUUAUCAUACUAUUAUCCCCGCUAUGAUCACCAACGUCCAUGACGAUUCGCUACAUAGCGUAUACGGCGUCAUGGGGGGGUUCAUGCAACCCCAAGGUCAUGUUCAAGUACUGCUUAAUAUGCUAGCAUUUAAGCUUAAUCCACAAGCGGCGGUCGAUGCGCCGAGAUUUUGUAUAAGUGCUGAUGGGAUUCCGGGAGAAUCAAAUAAACAGAGAAGAGUAUUUUUGGAGGAGGGGAUCAGUGUGGAGACGGAGGAAAAGCUUAGGGCCAUGGGUCAUCAGGUGCAGAUAGUUGAAGGUUAUAAAAGGGGUGUUUUUGGGAGGGGGCAGCUGAUUAGGGUUCAUGGGGAGGAGGAUGGGGUUUUGGUUUUUAGUGGGGGAAGUGAUCCGAGGGGUGAUGGGGCGGUUUAUCCUGCGUAG
Messenger RNA from Sclerotinia borealis F-4128, 1842 nucleotides. Lineage: Eukaryota; Fungi; Ascomycota; Leotiomycetes; Helotiales; Sclerotiniaceae. The record is from the annotation of a GenBank genome assembly.